AACAAGCGAAAUGUAAACAAUUUCACGACCGCAUUAUUAUACAAUAUAUACAUAUAUUCCGGCGAUGCGAACCCAUUAGCAGCCCAUUAACAGUUGAUUCUGCUGAUUACCAUGAUGACCCGUGGAGCUCUUAUCAGUGGGCCAAUGGGGAAAAGUGAUUAGAUUUUGAAAGCCAAAAACAUAACCUGCUCAAGACCUGCUUUUUUGACAGGUUCACCUCAGUACGAGCCCUGCAAUGGUUAUAUACAUUUGUGUAAAUCAAAUAGACAUUCAGCCUUAUCAGCAAUCCACUUUAUUGUGCUCCGUCUCCGUUUGGGCCUGAUAAGUCGCCCCACAACCGAUCUGGAAGUCAGAACAACACCGACGUGUGUUGGCCACAGUUGAUGAUCUCUCGACGACGAUCGCCAAGAUUAAACCGUUUCGUGACGGGAUGUGAAAAGCAUAAUCGGGCCCUCAGAAUCCACCUACACUUUCAAAUCUCCCUAAAAUUGGGAUGAAUUAAAGAAACAGAAACAUUAAUGGAAAAUAGUUUUAACCCGAAUUCAAAGUUCCGCAGUGGUAGCUAAGUUUAUCUGUGUUUUUUUAAAUUUAUCAAACUUGAUUAUUUGUGCCGGUACAAAUAAAAUUAGUGAUUUUAUUAACUGCUCGUGUCUCGGGAGAUCCCCUACAAUCUCGAGCGCCGCCUGCCAUAAAGAUUUGACCGACUAUCUUUGAACUUGGGAGAAGCACGAGAAGAAUACCACGAAUAGAACAAGAUGCGCGAUAAGCUGGAGCAGGCGAACAGCCGCAAGGCCUCCCAGGCCUCCCAGGGAAAAUUCUCCCAGAUGGACAUCGACGAGUCGGAGUUCAACGAUCCCUUCCAGCAACUGAUGGAAAAGGCCGGAAACCAUGGACGCUACCAGACGCUCUACAACUAUGUUUUUGUCGGAGGACUGGCAUUUUGUGGAGCCAUGAUCUACAUGAACAUUAUUCUGGCCCUCAAUAUACCGGAUCACUGGUGUACGGUAGCCGGAAGAGAAAACACAAACUUUUCGCUGGAGGAAUGGCGGGAAAUCACCCUGCCCAAACAGGCUGACAACCGAGGAAAGCUAACCUUCAGCAACUGUGAGGUGUAUCGGAUGAAUUUCUCUGAUAUUGAGAAUUGGUCAAGCUGGAAUACUACACAGCGCACCAAUGUAACAGAAACCUGCCCGAAUGGUUGGAGCUACGACAAGACUUGGUACGAGAGCACAAUCCCCACCGACCACAACUGGGUAUGCGCCAAGGAUUUGUUCGUGACAAAUGUGUUUGUGGUGGGCCGUGUGACCGAGGUGGCCGGUUCAUUUAUAUUGGGACAAAUGGGCGACUCGUAUGGGCGCAGGUUCGUGUACUACAUCAGCGUGGUCUUCUGCUCCCUGGGACGCAUCGGUUCGAUUAUGUGCACCAGCUCGUACACAUGGUUCCUAAUCAUGUCCGGCAUCGUGGGCCUCAGCGUUAACAGCCUCUUCCAGUCACCCCAAAUUAUCGGCAUGGAAAUCUCCCGGGAGGAGGAUCGCAGUCGAAUUGCCUUCUUUCAAAGCUGUGGCUGGUCCAUCGGCACCACACUGAUGCCCCUCCUCUACUGGUGGCUGCGCCACUGGGACUCCUUUAUGUGGCUCACCUCGCUGCCCACAGCAAUGGUCCUCCUCUUUUCCAAAUACGUAAUUGAAUCUCCGCGCUGGCUUAUAAGCAAAAGGCGAUUCCGCGAGGCCAUCGUUCAAAUGCAGAAGAUAGCCAAGUUUAAUGGCCACCGCUUCGAUGUUACUGAAAAGGAGUUGGCCGAAAUCUACAGUCGGGACAAACAGGAUGUCACCUACGGCAUUGCAUCGCUCUUUGCAGGCUGGCGGUUGGCCCGCAACACUAUUAUUAUGGGCUUCAGUUGGUGCGUGGUAGCCGUCUCCUAUUUCACGCUGGUGCUCUUCAGUUCCCGCAUGGCAGGCAAUCCGUUUCUGAACUUUUUGUACCAGAGCGUAGUGGAAAUUCCCGCCUACGUUGUUGGCCGCUACAUGGGUGAUACGUAUGGACGGCGAUUCACAAACUCGGUAUCGUUCCUUAUCUCGUUCGUCACCUGCCUGCCCAUCAUCGUCUACUCCGUGGAUGAGCAGUACGAGAACCUAAUGAUCUACCUGGCCACGUUCAUCAAGUUCCUCAAUGCCCUCACCUUCUUCACGGCGAAUCUCCAAUGCCUGGAAAUUUAUCCCACCUGCAUGCGGCAAACUGGGGUGGCGCUGGGCACCAUCCUGGCCAAUGCCAUUGGAGUGUUUGCUCCCUACCUGGUCUACCUAGGCACCACUGUGGACAUUCGGGCUCCAUACUACAUUCUGGGAUUGUUGUUCCUGCUGGGCGGGAUCGGCGCUCUUUUCCUGCCCGAAACGCUGCACAAAAAGCUACCGGAUACUUUAGAAGAGGCCAGCCAUUUUGGCAGGCACGACAAAUUCUUCAGUCUGCCGAAACCGCCGCUGGCGGCGGACCAGGACGACGGCUUGUCAUCCCAUCCGGAGCUCGCUAGCCUCAGACGCUCGGAGACGGCGCCUUGAAGCGGUCUGAAUCCUGAAUCCUCAAAAGUAGUCCUUCGAAGUUUUUGCGACGGCAAUCGAUUGCCACUCCCGUUCACCGCGUUCACAUUCCCUUUUUUGUGAUGUUACAUUAAGUUUGGCCCGAGAGUAUUGCGAAUAAAGUAUUGUUAUGUAGGAUGUCGUAAUAAGACCCGCAUAAAUCACAAAUCACCCGAAA
This is a messenger RNA of Drosophila bipectinata, 2751 nucleotides long. Its product is annotated as carcinine transporter. Gene Ontology annotation, cellular component: membrane. Gene Ontology annotation, molecular function: transmembrane transporter activity. Gene Ontology annotation, biological process: transmembrane transport. The record is from RefSeq and is a predicted model, not a curated record. NCBI's taxonomy places the organism in Eukaryota, Metazoa, Arthropoda, Insecta, Diptera, Drosophilidae.